Molecule: messenger RNA, 1632 nt
Organism: Cyclospora cayetanensis
Lineage: Eukaryota; Apicomplexa; Conoidasida; Eucoccidiorida; Eimeriidae
Product: hexokinase
Exons: 9
Coding region: 1-1632 (543 amino acids)
Biological process (GO): intracellular glucose homeostasis; glucose 6-phosphate metabolic process; glycolytic process
Cellular component (GO): cytosol; mitochondrion
Molecular function (GO): fructokinase activity; ATP binding; glucokinase activity
Source: RefSeq, a predicted model, not a curated record
AUGGGAAAAACUGGGGCUGCCACCCCUCAGCUCCUCUGGCCAGUCCCGUUGAUUCUGGAAGCUCUCACUCAGCGCGUAGCGCGCAGCGCAGAAAUAAGUGCGGCUCCAACAAUUCGUAUAUUACUCUUCUCCCUCGUUUUUCGCCCGUUCGCUCGUCUGGAAGAUCAAGCAAGUUUUGUCGUUAUCGUAUUCUCAGUUCCCGCCGCGAUGUGCCCGCUCUCGACCGCACAGUGCGCAGAGCGCGAAUUGGCGCCCCUCAGACUGACAACGGAGAAACUUGAAGAACUCGCAGCGGCAUUCAAGGAUGAGAUUAUCAAGGGACUUGCAAUGCACAAGCAUCAUGGCCUCAAGUGGGUUCCCGAGGAAUGCUCGCUCCGUAUGCUGGAUUCUUGUGUUUCCGUCGUGCCAACUGGACAUGAGAAAGGCGUGUUCUAUGCCCUAGACUUUGGCGGGACCAAUGUGAGAGCUGUGCGCUGCGAACUGAUGGGAGAAGGGAAGAUAGUCUCCAAGCAGUCACUUAAGAACUUGUAUGAAUGCGGAGGGGAUGUGAAUCUGAUGGCUCGCGAGACAUCUGCCUCACAGCUCUUUGACGUUUUGGCUGCCUGUGUCAGCGAACUUGUCGAUGACCAGCAGCAAGAUAGGGAGGCAUUCAACAAAGGACCGGGGUUGCUCGGAUUUACUUUCUCUUUCCCCUGCACGCAGAGCGCUCUGGAUACCAGUAUUCUGGAGGCGUGGACGAAAGGCUUCAAAACAGGUUAUGACACUACAGAUCCAGUGGUGGGACAGGAUGUUGUGACGCUUCUCGAUGCAGCUAUUUUAAGAAAAGGACUAAACGUUAAAUGCGCAGCCGUCGUCAAUGACACAGUUGGAACUAUGCUGUCUUGCGCCUAUCAAAAACAGCCUGGUUCUCCUCCUUGUAGCGUGGGGGUUAUCCUCGGCACUGGAGCGAACUGCUGCUAUGUUGAGCCCGAAGCAGCGGCAAACGGAUAUAAAGGGCGCGUCAUCAACGUGGAGUGCGGCAAUUUCAAUAAGCAUCUCCCCACCACUUCUGUAGAUACAGCUAUUGAUGAGAAGUCGCCCAACAAAGGCGAGCAGCUGUUCGAGAAAAUGAUCUCCGGCUUCUAUUUGGGUGAACUUGUCCGACUGCUCACUCUCCGUAUCUUCGGAAACGCUGCUCCUGCAAAGGCAAAGGAAGAGUUUUCUUUGGACACGAAACAAGUUGCUAUUCUUGCUUGUACCUGCGUUCCCGGUACUCCAGUGGACGCAGCUGCAGAUCAGAAAUGCAGAGACACUCUUAAGGAGUCAUGGUGUUGGGAAACUGACGACGCGUCUCUGAAGAUUAUGAAGGAUAUUGCGUUCGCGGUGUUUGAUCGCUCCGCGGCUCUUGCUGCUAUAUCCAUAGCUGUCCUGGCAGAACGCACCGGCGAGCUCGACAAUAACGGCAGCCUGACGGUUGCUGUGGAUGGCUCUUUGUACGUGCGGAACGCGUGGUACGGCGAGCGGAUCAGCGAAUACAUGAAGAUUCUCACGGGGGACAAACAGAAGCGCAUUACGCUAAGGGCUGCUGACGACGGUUCAGGGAAGGGCGCUGCCAUCUGCGUUGCUGCCCUAAACGGAGGAUACCAUCCGUAA